AUAUAUUUUUCUAUACUUGUUUGGUGGCGUUAUGUAUUCUAUAACAGAUAUAAUAUCCACAAUGGUUGUGCUUUUUAUCGCAACAGUAUCAAAUAGUGAAGCAGAUGGUAUAUCAUGUCAACAGGCACGUUUAAAAUGUUCAUAUCGUACUGGAUGCGGUGGUGCACUUAGUAAUUAUUUAGAGGGUUGUUCUGAAGUAUUACAAGGUGUAAUCAACUAUUGUCCUGAACACUGUCAAUAUGCGUUGGUCGCUUUAACAUCAACGGAUGAGGGCAAACAAUUAAUGACUUGUGAUUGUGACGAUGACUUUUGUGAAGAUACAAAAACUCGUUUAGAAGUAUGUCGAGCACAAGUAGUGAAUGCAAUCCGUAAUGAAACUGUACCAUGUCGUGUUGCCCAAUGGAUUUGUACAGCCGAUCCACAAUGUUCGACAGCUUUAGAAUAUUACAAUCGUUAUUGCAAGUCAAUGUUUCAUGGUAAAAAAUGUACUCAUCGUUGUUUAAAUUCCAUUUCAAUAUUACGACGACAGGAAAAAGCAGCCAAAUUAAAUACAUGUCAAUGUGAUGGGCAUGAGCAUUAUAAUUGUCAUCAGAUACGAAAGAAUAUGAAAAAUUUAUGUUUCCCUCAUGAUGACCAAAAACCAUCACCAUCACGUCCUUCUAUAGAGGAUGUUGGUAAUCCUGAAACAAAUGAAGUACAAACUUCAAAUCCAAUGUUAGCUGACAGUUCUAAAUCUGUAUACAUAACUUCUAACAACUAUCACAUAGUCACUCUAUUCAUUCUUGUAAAUUUAUACGCAAUUAUCACGUGACCAUUGCUACAAAACUUAUAAUUUAUAUAAAAAAAUUUCUUUUAAUUAUUUAUUUAAAACAAAAUCUACCUCUUUAUCAACUAACAACAUUUGUUAGUUUUUUUUUAACCACAUAAUUCGUAUUGAAUUUAGAGAUGGAAAACGUAAAGACUUCAUUGUAGAGUGGAAGAAAAAAAAAAUUUUUUAUGCAGUUACACGCAUAUUUCAAUUUUAUGAUAAUUGCGGUAAUUGCAUUGAAUUAUUUUUAUUUGGGAGAAUAAGUGAACCUGGGUCGAAUGUGUGUGCUUGUAUAUUUGAGUGUAUGCGCGAGUAAUUAGAUGUUCCUAUCAGGAGAGAUUGUUAAUAAUUAUGAAAAAAAAAAAAACAUAAUUGAAUAGUAGACUUAAAUUAAAAAUUUGGAGAAAAUUGGUUUAAUUCCAAAAGUAUUUUCUACUAAUCAAUUACCUAAAAAUGAAAAUGGAAAGAAAGUUUUGUAGCAUGUGAGACUUGCUUUUACGAUGACUAUGUCGAGGUUGUUCUCUUAACGAUUAUAAUUAUGAAUAUACGUAAAAACGCACAAACCUUGAACGCUUUAGUGAUUAUUUGAAUCUGAACGAUAAAAAACAGGUCCGUGCGUAAGAUUUAUCCAAGGGAGGGGUUCAAAUUUUUGUUCGCCAUGAUAUGUAUAUUGAACAAAGACUAAACCGUUUAAUCGAUCUAAGGUAUGUUUUGAUACGGCGGAAGGUUAAAAAGGGGAUUCAUUCGUCGCUGUUUUCAUGGGCAAAACUGCCAGAACGCAUAGCAUCCCUCUUCAGCGUUUCCUCUUCUUUCAAUCAAAAUAUGUUUCGCAGCAUCAGCCAGUUCGAUAGACAAUGAAUCAAAGGCAAAGUCAAAGAAUGUCCCAAGCUCAAAGUAUGCAUGUAUAUCUGAUUCGUCAGUGGAAAUUAGUCUCAUAAAUAAAUGCAUUUACAGGACUAUAUUGUUAUUUCAAAAUUUAUGUGGACUGAUUUCCAACGGGAGGGGUUUUGGCCAUGCGCACGGGCCUGAAAAAAGCUUUAAAUUUUUUUAUUUAAUUUAAAAAAAUUG
Chrysoperla carnea is the source of this 1876-nucleotide messenger RNA. Its product is annotated as growth arrest-specific protein 1-like. Gene Ontology annotation, biological process: regulation of cell cycle. The transcript is spliced from 3 exons. The coding region runs from base 32 to 811 and encodes 259 amino acids. NCBI's taxonomy places the organism in Eukaryota, Metazoa, Arthropoda, Insecta, Neuroptera, Chrysopidae. The record is from RefSeq and is a predicted model, not a curated record.